AUGAAAAGCAACGUGGCAUGUGGCAGAGCAGAUGUCAGAAUGGUAAGACAACAGCCGUUGGGUGUUCUAAGGAGGUUGAUCACAAAAAAGUAUGUGACAGCUAGCAUUGCAUUUCUCUAGACGUCUUUCAAAGAGAACAACUGAGAACUGUUGACUCUUCUCCCCAGUUGUGUGGCUGAUAUUUUAAACUUAUCUAAUGAGCACGUCGAAAGAAAUCUUACAGAUGUCAAGGAGAAGGUGCCUUCUCUUGGUUGUAUUGAAAGAGAUGUGAAAAGACUUAUUCGUGACUAUAUGCAAGUUCUUUUCCUUUCAUCCAGGGACUUUAAUGAUAAAAGAGAUUGUCUUAUAUAGUUAG
Dromaius novaehollandiae (emu) is the source of this 355-nucleotide messenger RNA. It is a transcript of the gene MTERF1, whose product is annotated as mitochondrial transcription termination factor 1. Gene Ontology annotation, molecular function: double-stranded DNA binding. The record is from RefSeq and is a predicted model, not a curated record. Gene Ontology annotation, biological process: regulation of DNA-templated transcription. Lineage: Eukaryota; Metazoa; Chordata; Aves; Casuariiformes; Dromaiidae. The transcript is spliced from 2 exons.